Molecule: messenger RNA, 415 nt
Organism: Hyalella azteca
Lineage: Eukaryota; Metazoa; Arthropoda; Malacostraca; Amphipoda; Hyalellidae
Exons: 2
Coding region: 8-415 (135 amino acids)
Source: RefSeq, a predicted model, not a curated record
CUCUACCAUGGCUGAGCAAAGCACGACAGUUGCGCGUCGACACCCGCAGACUGCACGCAGUCACAACCCUUACUCCGCGCCCCGUCCGAGGUUGAACGUUCGGCAGGUGCUCUGCAGCGAUAAUGUCCAUGUGACUGCCGACACCCACGGGUACUACACCUUCAAGUGCUUCAGGACCGGGAGCGUCCUGCGCAUGCUGACCUAUGAAGUGGAUAAUUGUUUCAGGGAGAUCAAAGCGAAACGCGUUGGACGCGUGCAGUGCGGCGACGUCGUCUGUUUCGUGGCCGCAGAUAAAGAGACACCUAUUCUCAUCGAACAUGCCUCUGGCGACAGCAUGGAGAUCCACCACGGUGACAUGACUGAUAUAUACCUUGCUUACCCUAGAGUCGAGAACAAAGGACACGAACAGUAUUAG